CAUAGCAAAGGAUACAAUUCGCACUAUGUAUUGCAACCGCAAAUGGCCAAAGCCGAGCUCAUUUGUUCCGGCCUUUCGCCAACUGCUGUCAACGUUGCCUGCGCUCGAGCCCCAGCCAUAUGCCGCGUUUCAUAGCUCAACUUGGCAGCUCCAAGUUGUCGUUCGCGGCAGCCGGAACCUUAGCGCAACCUCGUAGUUAGAGUCACGCGUUGUCAACAUGGCCCCCACCCGGAUUUCCCCGUCAUAUGAACCCAACGAUGACGCACCGCAGCUGGACAACGGCUUCACGUCCGGGGAGCUGGUGCCGGACUUUGGCUCUGGUGACAUGGGGCCGCUUCUGCAGCAGCCGAGCGAUGAUGUACCUCCAGGAGGGGGAUUGAGCGGAACCCGCAGGGUGCGGUCUUCCCGCUCAAGCACGGUGGGAGUGGUCGCCGGCGGCGUGAGCAGCGCCCUGGGCUCGGUGAUGGGGCUGUUCCGGCCCCGCACCGCGAUCAACGCAGUGACCCCGGCGGCGAUUCGAGGGCACGGCGCGGCGCUAGUACCACGCGCCAGCGGCGGCACCAGCAGCGGCGGUGCCGGCCUGUCCAGCGGCGGCAGCCCGCAGCAGCCGCAGCAGCCAGGCAGCCGGGCGCGGGCGGUACCGGUGUCGACCACAGUGGUGCAGGACGGAGUCAAGUGGGUCAACCUGAUGCGCCUGGUCAACAUCAGUCGCCUCUUCACCGUCUGCAUCCGCCCGGCAGGCGGCCGCGGCCGUCGCCGUGUGCGCUUCGGCGGCGGUGCCAGUGGGAGGGCGCUGUUGAUGCAGGCCAACGGCGGCGCCGCCUGCGACACGGGGCGGGCUGCAUUGGACACCUCGCUGGGCGGCGCGGCGGGGCCCGGCGCGGGCCCCAGUGCACGCCCCGUAUACAUCCAGGUCCGCUCCGGGCGGCACCUGGUGUGGCCCACGUACGAGGGCGUUGACCACACCUGCUACUGCUUGCUGCUGGUCAAUGACCAGCCGCGCGGGUCUACGCAGGCUGUAGCAGUGUCGGGCGCGACGGGCGGUGGCGGAGGCGCGUUUGGCGGCUCCGCGGCCGCCGCCAACAACACUGUCCAGUGGAACGAGGUGUUCAGCUUCCCGCGCGCCUGUCUCGAGGGCCGCGCGGGCAGCGUGGUCCAGCUGCAGGUGUGGAGCUCCGAGUCGUACGGUGACGACGUACUGGUGGGCGCCGCCGAGCUGCCGCUGGGGCCGCUGCUGGCAGCGGAGCGCCCGCGCCCGCUCAACACAGUGCUGGAGCUGCAGGCCAUUGACGACGAGACGGGUCAGCCCGAGCCGGGCUCGUGCGGCGACCUACUGGUGGCGGCGUGGGUGGAGCCGGCCGCGGAGAAGGGCGUCAGCGCGGCGCCCUGCAUGCUGUCGCCGCCGGCCGCCGCCACCGACGUGGACGAGCCGGGGGUGGUCACCAGCAACCUGUCAGCCCCCUGCGGCACCAAGAGUAUGCCGCAGGUGAUCCACAGCCAGAUGGGCACGCUGUACGAGGAGCCGUGUGUCAUGGCGAUCAAGAUCUCAGUGGUGGGGCUGGUGGACCUGAAUUACGAGCAGCUGGUGUCCAGCGCCGCGGUGGGGGGCAUCAGCCGCAAGCGUGUGCGCCUGGAGGGCGGCGGCGGAGGCGGAGGCGGAGGCGGCACCUCCUUUGGCACCAGCUCCAAGGCCCCCACAGCCGCAAUCGCGCCCACUUCUAGCGAUGGCAUAGCCGGCGGUGGCGGAGGCGGAGGAGGAGCUGGAGGCGAGGCGGGCGCAGCGCCGGGCGAGCGCGCUGCCCAGGCGGCGAAGCAGCUGUGGCGCCGCGCCAGCACCCUCAAGUCCGAAUCCGGCGCCACCGCUACAACGUCCGCGCAGCAGGGGCCCUUUGAGGCACACGGCAUGUCGCGCGCGCCGCCCGAGAUGCAGCAUGGCCUCAAGCGCUUCCUGUUCCGACACCAGGGCCACCUGCGGCUGCGCCGCGAGCAGAAGAUGCUGCGCGACAAAACCCUCGGGCACGGAGGCGUGCUGCCAAACAGCAAGGUCGCGGCGGCGGCAGCGGCCGCGGCCAAGGCCACAGGGGACGGCGCGGAGGGGGUGGCGGGGCUGGGUGCAGGGACGGGGGCGGGCGACGUGCGCGCGGCGGGGGCGCCCAGGGGCGUGCUGGCGACGACGGCGGCGGCAGUGACGGGCAAGGUGGUGGGUGGCACGAUGUGGGCGCUCACGCUAGGCUACUGGAACCACGGCGCGGGCGGCGGCGGCGGCGCCGCUGGCGGCGGCCCCAACGGCAGGCGGCGCACAAACGGCGGCGGUGGCAGUAACACUAGCCAGAUGGACGAGUUGAUGGAGGAGGAGGACGAGGCGGCGGCGGGCGGCGGCGGCGGCCGCAGCGGCGGCGGCGCACCUGGCGGCGCUGACGACGGCGGUGGUGGUGACGACCGGCUGCGCGACGAGAUCAAGGGCGCGGCUGGCGCUGCGACGCUGCUGGGUGGCGGGCAUGAGGACGUGGAUGAGGGCAGCAGCAGCGCCCUGUACGCGGGCUCAGACCCGACCAGCAAGGGCAGCGGCGGCACCGAGGCCAGCACCGGCGGCGGUGGCGGCCCCGGCGGCCCCGGCAGCGGCCCGGCGCGUGGCAUGUUCUGCUACUUCAAGGUCAGCCUGGACAAGCAGUCGGAGAAGGGCCGCCUGCGCUGGCUAACGGCGCCGCCCAGCUCCUCCGCCGCUGACACCGUGGCCGCGGUGGCCGCCGCCUCCGCCGCCUCGCUGCCGCCCUUCAUGGCUGAGGCCCGGCAGGGCGCCUACACAGGCACAGGCACAGGCACCGGCCCGAUGCGCUCGGCCGCCAGUGCGCCCGGCGGCGCGAUGCGCGCGCCGCUGCUGGCGCCCGGCGGCGGCCUGGGCGGCGGCGGCGGCGGUGCUUGGGGCGGCAACGUGUCUGCGCUGCAGCCGUCCAUGUUUGUGUUCACAAUGGCUCGGCCGCUGCCCAACUCGCCGGUGGCCCUGGCGCUGUACGCCACACCCAACGCCCGCCGCCGCGGCCGUGUGGUGGGGCGGCUGUACGUACCGCUGUACGACCUGCUGGAUCACGUGCUGGGCAGCGCCCCGCUCAAUGGCGGCGGCGGCGGCGGGGCAGGAGGCGGCGGGGCAGGGGGAGCAGGAGGCGGCCCGGCGGCACGGCGUGACAUGGGCGUGGCGGGCAAGCCCGUGGAGCUGACACUGCCCUUCGAGGACCCGGAGCUGGGCGCGGUACGGCUGGUGGUUCAGAUUGCUGACUUGGACGAGCGUGCCGCGCUGUUCCGCCUGCCGCUGGUGACAGACCCCUCGCAGCUCAUGAGCGAGGCCGGCGGCGCGUACGGCGGCGGCGGCGGCGGCUGCGGGCAGUACGGUUACGGCGGUUACGCCAGCCCCGGCGACCGCGUGGAGGUGGUGCCGUACUCGGACCAACUGCCGCAGCAGGCGGAGUACGGCAGCGGUGACAGCGGCAGUGGCGGGAGCGGGCGCGCGGGAGGCGGCGGCGGCGGCGGCCUGGGGGGAGGUGGACCGGCAAGUGGCGGCGGCGGCGGCGGCAUGUUGGCGGCGCCUGCGGGUGUGGGUCCGGUCAUGGGUGACACGGCGCUGCUGCGUAAGGUGCUGGACAGCUCGGGUGUGGAUGUGGACGUGGCGGACUGGUUCGUGCGCAGCUACAGCCGCAUCGGCGGCGGCAAGGCGGCCCGCGGCGACUUCAGGGGCAGCACGCUGGUGGAGGACCUGUCCGUGAUGGCUCACCGCCUUGCCGCCGGCUCCCUUGCCUGGCUGCGGGGCGCCUGGUCCAGCGAGGGCCGCAGCAGCAGCAGCGGCAGUAGCAACGCUGGCGGCAGCAGCAGCCGCAGCGGCGGCAGUAGCCGCGGCGGCGGCGGCGGCAGUAGCAACGCCGUCGGCAGCAGCGGCUGGUGGGGCUGGACGGGGCUCGGCGGCGCCUCGAGGCGGCAGAGGAGCGGUGCUGGUGAGGACGAUGCGCAGGGGCGGCUGCCGUCGCAGCUGGCAUCGCUCAAGGUGCACGGCGGCGCCGGCCUGGGCCCCGGCGACGUCCUGACGCCGGGCGGCCACAGGGCUCAGCUGCCAGGGGGUGCUGACCUAGCGGCUAUGGGUAGGAACACCGCCCGCGCCGCCACCGGAGCGGCGCUGGCGGUGACGGAGGGCGGGCGCCGCUUCGGCGGCGCCGCCGCCCGACUGGGCUGCGCCGCCGCCCGGGCCGUCGGUGUGGGCGGCUGCGCAGCCACGGUUGGCGACGGCGGCGCGGUCGGGUUCUACCCCAGCCCCCACCCCUUCCUCACGCAGAAGUACAUGACGCAGCACCACCAGCCGCAGCUGCUGCACCUGCGCGGCCUCGACCGCGGCGCCAGCAGCGGCAGCGGCGAGCUGGAGCCGCCAUCCGCCGCCGCCGCCGCCGCCGCCGCCAGCGGGAACGGCUACGACGCCGGCGCCUCCUUCCUCGAACCGUACGGCCUAAGUGCCUACAGCGGCCUGGGCCCCAACGGCACCGGCCGACUGCCGCAGCUGCUCUCCAGUGCCGGCGCUGCCGCCGCCGCUGCGGCGGCAGCAGCCGCCGCCGCCACCGGCGCCGGCGCCGGCCCCCCGUCGGCUGCGGCUGCGGGCGGCGGCGGCGGCGGCGGCGUGCCGCCGCCGCCGUUCGGCCGGCCGAAGCAGGCUCCGCGCGCGCUGGGUUCGCUGGUGCUGCGCAUCACGUCGCUCAACAGCAGCGGCGCGGUGCCGGGUAGCAGCUGCUGCUGCAUCGUCAAGUGCGGGCCGCACUGGCUGCGCACCGCGGACCGCGCUCCGGCGGACGGCGCCGGCAACCUGCCGCAGUGGCAGGUGGUCAUGCCUCUGUACUCGCCCGCCACCAUCCUGACGGUGGGCAUCUUCUCAAACAGUGUCAAGACGGUGAUGGGCCUGACCUUCAGUGACAGCCUGACGCUGGUGUCACGUGUGCGCUUCAAGCUGGGCCGCGUGCGCCCCUUCAAACGCAACUGGCACGUCAUAGCCAUGUACAUGAACGGCGCUGUCGGCGGCGGCUCCGGCUCCGGCGCCUCGCCUCUUGUGGGCGUGCUGGGCGUCAAGGUCAACUACGCCUCGCCCGCCGCGCUGUCUGCCGCCUAUCUGGCACCGGCGCUGCCGGACUCGCUGUACGAGUUGGAGCUGGAUGGCGACACGGGGCUCAAGAUGGAGGCGGACGCGCGAAAGAUAGCCGAGGGCUGGCUGUCCUCCGCGCAGCCGCCCAUCCCCGGUGACGUGGCUCGCAUCCUGUUGGACGACGGCCGCAGCACCUUUGACUUCGGCCGGACCAAGACCAACUGGAGGCGCGUCAAGGCCGGUAUGCGGCUGCUGUACUCGCUGGCGGCCUGGUUCAAACACAUCUGCACCUGGAGCAGCAGCCGCGACAGCUGGGAGGUGAUGUUGUGCAUUGCGCUACUCUGCUACCUGCCCUCCACAGCCAUGCAGCUGUUUGUGUUCAUGCUGGCGCUCAAGGGCGUCCGCCGCUACCUGGACUGGCGGCACCGCAAGCAGCUGCGCGAAGCCGGCGGCGGCGGACCCGGCGCCGCCAUGGCCGCCGCCGCCGCGGCCGCCACCGGCAGUGCGGGAAUGGCGGCGGUGGCGCAGGCGGCCGCCGGCGGCGGCGUGGCGGCGCGGGAGGCGGUUGGCACGGUUGGCGACGUGACCAUUGGCGGUGGUGUGGUUGCUGAGUCGGACAGCGAUGAGGAGCUGGGCGAAGACAGCAAGGUGGCGGUGGGCACUGUGGCCGAGUUCAAGAGGAAGUUCGCCGAGCUGAUCGAGUUGGGCCUGAUGCUCCAGAACCUGUUUGAUGACGUGGCGUCAGUGCUGGAGCGGCUGCAGGCCGUGCUGGCGUUCCAGGACUUUGUCGCGUCCUGGCUGUGCAUCGCCGGCUGCCUGCUGCUGGUGGCGGUGGUGGCGCUGCUGGGCUUCCGAACCACCGUGUUCCUGGUGCUGCUGUGGCAGGUGCGGCCGCCGGCGCUGCGCGACCCAUUGCCUCCGGCGCCUUUCAACUACUUUAUGAAGCUGCCCUGCAAGUCCGCAGCGGAGUAUGGCUAGGCGCGGCUAGCUAACUAGCUAGCUAGCUAGGGCAGCUAGGGCGGCAGGAGCGAGGGGGCAUCAUAUGUAUUUAUUAAUGGGCUGGUAUGGAGGUGCCAACUGCAGCGUGCGAGUACGGUAUGUGCAUUUGUGAUGGUGGCUUGGGGUACAGAAUUGGGAAUUGCGAGCCAACGGCAGACAUUGACAGACUGGCAGUGCUCGAUGCUGGCAAUUGCAUGACGUGCGCGCGUGGUGGUUGUCUGGCUUUAGACGUUGCUGUGUCGUUUUUACUUUGCAUGUAGGACCAGUUACGUGUGCACGCCUUGCUUGCAUGACUAAAUGCGCUUGGACAUAUAUUGCAUGAAUUUGGCUUGGCUUUACGCGCUAAGAAGCAUACGUGGCCCAGGGCGGGAAGAGGUAGGGUUAUCACGCACAGGGGUAGAGUGAGUGGUAUGUGCGCGGAGUGGGCACGCUGCGGCGGCCUGCCGCCGGCCUUGGACCCCCAGCGCCUUUCCGGUGGCCCUACCGGCCGCUUGCGUGCGGGUCUUGCUGGUUGUAGUUGCAUGCGGCUCCCAAUGACUUGUCCCUAGACUGCUCCCCCGUUUGCUGUGCAAGCCGCAGAUUGCAGGUUUGGGAUUACUGCAACUUUUGGCCGGGCGCAGGGGUCAUCCUUGCUCCUGGGCACUGUACCGCCGUGUCAUACCGUGCAAAAUCACAAAGGUGCCGUAGUGUCGAGAAUAGUUAGUAACAGAAGCGGCAAAUAGUGCACAAAUAGUGCGCUGGAAUAUGUGGGCGGCGGCGGCAGCGUACGCGUGGUGACGUGCGUGGCGGGAGUAAUGGCCGGCGGGGCAACACAUGCCAGCAAUUAAGCAAGGCCAA
Messenger RNA from Chlamydomonas reinhardtii, 6946 nucleotides. RefSeq lists its product as uncharacterized. The transcript has 26 exons. The coding region runs from base 218 to 6088 and encodes 1956 amino acids. NCBI's taxonomy places the organism in Eukaryota, Viridiplantae, Chlorophyta, Chlorophyceae, Chlamydomonadales, Chlamydomonadaceae. The record is from RefSeq and is a predicted model, not a curated record.